AUGCGCAAUAGCGGAAGGCAACAACAUCAACCGCAACCACAUCAUGGUUGGAAAUCAGAUGAUGAGCGCCGAAUGCAAUCAGGAACAGCAUCAGUUCAAGGUUCAACGUUAACAACGCAUAAUAACAGCGUCGGCAAUUUUACUCAGGAUAAUAUUCAUACAGGUUCUCAUGAAGAUUACCAUCUGGGUCUCUGCGGUUAUAUAUUACUUAUUCUCUCGUAUGCAAUCAUCUGUUUAACCUUUCCAUUUUCAUUAACUGUUUGUCUUAAAGUUGUUCAAGAAUAUGAACGUGCUGUUAUGUUUCGAUUGGGUCGCAUUCUCGGCGGUGCCAAGGGACCUGGUCUGUUUAUCAUAGUACCAUGCGUUGAUGCCUAUACCAAAGUUGAUUUAAGAACCGUGACAUUUGAUGUACCACCACAGGAGAUUUUAACGAAAGAUUCUGUCACAGUUGCAGUCGAUGCUGUGGUUUAUUUCCGAGUAUUUGAUCCUGUUAUAUCUAUUACCAACGUUGAAGAUGCGCCGAAAAGUACUCAAUUGCUUGCGGCAACUAGCUUACGUAACGUUCUUGGUACGAAAUCGUUACAAGAAAUUCUUUCUGAUCGAGAAUCGAUUGCGCAAACAAUGCAGGCUGCUUUGGACGAAGGUACUGAAUGUUGGGGGGUUCGAGUCGAGCGUGUUGAAGUAAAAGAUGUUCGACUACCGGUUCAACUACAAAGAGCGAUGGCAGCUGAAGCAGAAGCUGCACGAGAAGCCCGUGCUAAAGUAAUUGCAGCUGAGGGUGAACAAAAAGCGUCUAGAGCUUUGAAAGAUGCUGCCGAUGUUAUUAUGCAAUCGCCAACUGCGCUUCAACUUCGCUAUUUACAAACGUUAACAACCAUUGCUUCAGAAAAAAAUUCAACCAUUGUGUUUCCAAUUCCGGUAAUGGGCAUGAUCAGCGGACUGCAUGUCGAAUUAAUGCAAGCGGCUAUUGGAACAUUUCAGACGACAUAG
Molecule: messenger RNA, 990 nt
Organism: Adineta ricciae
Lineage: Eukaryota; Metazoa; Rotifera; Eurotatoria; Adinetida; Adinetidae
Source: the annotation of a GenBank genome assembly